Molecule: messenger RNA, 411 nt
Organism: Cladophialophora yegresii CBS 114405
Lineage: Eukaryota; Fungi; Ascomycota; Eurotiomycetes; Chaetothyriales; Herpotrichiellaceae
Exons: 2
Coding region: 1-411 (136 amino acids)
Source: RefSeq, a predicted model, not a curated record
AUGUUCCUUUGCUGGGUUUUCAAGAAAAAGACGGCAUUCCAGGAGUCCACAAAGGAAGCCAUCUUCGAAUCCGCCCCGAAGUUCGACGACAAUGGUCUUCCGUUACCACAAUGGAUCGCAAGUGAUAUCGAACGGCGCCGAGCUGCGUAUAUCGAAGCUAUGAUGGACAACCUGAGAAACCUCCUCAACCGCUACAUGAGUGAACAGCAGCAAUGUCCGUGGAACAAAAACUGCGACGCCAUGGUAUUCGGUAAUCUGGUCAAGGGGCUCAACGCCAGAAAUCUCUUUCCGCUGCGCGAGGCGAAUACUCUGGACAUAUCGAUCAAGGAACUUGUUUCACGGCUGCGCACCAUGGAAUUGACACCUGUUUGUCAAGGAAAUUCAUCUCCGUUUAGUAAAAUGCGCCCCUGA